This is a messenger RNA of Musca vetustissima, 2845 nucleotides long. It is a transcript of the gene Ir25a, whose product is annotated as ionotropic receptor 25a. Gene Ontology annotation, biological process: monoatomic ion transport; synaptic transmission, glutamatergic; modulation of chemical synaptic transmission. The record is from RefSeq and is a predicted model, not a curated record. Gene Ontology annotation, molecular function: transmitter-gated monoatomic ion channel activity involved in regulation of postsynaptic membrane potential; glutamate-gated receptor activity. The coding region runs from base 1 to 2826 and encodes 941 amino acids. The transcript is spliced from 9 exons. NCBI's taxonomy places the organism in Eukaryota, Metazoa, Arthropoda, Insecta, Diptera, Muscidae. Gene Ontology annotation, cellular component: plasma membrane; postsynaptic membrane.
AUGAUUGUUCCACGCUUGAAAUUCAUUCAUAUACUUCUAUUAUUUUUAAAAAUACUAUCACGGAGAUAUUUGCUGGUUUCAUCACAAACAAGUCAAAAUAUUAAUGUUUUGUUCAUCAAUGAACUUGACAAUGACCCUGCAUCGAAAGCUAUCGAUAUCGUUCAGACGUAUUUAAAGAAAAAUGCAAAUUAUGGUUUGUCGGUGCAAAUCGAUAAAAUUGAAGCGAAUAAAACGGAUGCUAAAGCUUUGUUGGAAUCAAUUUGUGUAAAAUAUGCUGAAAGUGUUGAUAACAAACAGCCACCACAUGUGGUAUUCGACACAACAAAGUCUGGUAUAGCAUCCGAAACGGUUAAAUCUUUUACACAGGCUUUGGGAUUGCCCACAGUAAGCGCAUCCUAUGGCCAGGAAGGUGAUCUGCGACAAUGGCGAGACAUGGAGGAAAGUAAACAAAAAUAUUUGCUGCAAGUAAUGCCACCAGCUGAUAUAAUACCAGAAGUUGUACGCAGUAUUGUCCGAAAGAUGAAUAUAACCAAUGCUGCCAUCCUGUACGAUAACACCUUUGUCAUGGAUCACAAAUACAAAUCGCUUCUGCAAAAUAUUCAAACACGUCAUGUUAUAACGGCUGUGGCGGAGGGUGAAAGUGCCAGAGCAGAUCAAAUUGAACGUUUGCGUAAUUUGGAUAUAAAUAACUUUUUUAUAUUGGGUAGUUUGAAGACAAUUGGACAAGUACUUGAGUCGGUUAAGCCGGCAUUUUUUGAGCGUAAUUUUGCCUGGCAUGCGAUUACACAAAAUGAGGGCGAGGUAAGCAGUAAACGUGACAAUGCUACCAUUAUGUUCCUGAAACCUAUUGUAUAUUCCCAAAAUCGUGAACGUUUGGGACAAUUAAGAACCACAUAUAAUCUAAAUGAAGAACCACAAAUAAUGUCGGUGUUCUAUUUCGAUUUAGCUCUAAGGACUUUCUUGGCAGUAAAAGAUAUGCUGCAAUCAGGUGCUUGGCCUGCUAAUAUGGAAUAUUUGGGUUGUGACGAUUUUCAAGGUGGUAAUACUCCAGAAAGAAAUAUUGAUUUGAGGCAGGCAUUUGUUCAGGUUACCGAACCGACAUCAUACGGUGAUUUUGAAUUGGUCACGCAACCAGGAAAACCAUUCAAUGGUUACAGUUAUUUCAAAUUUGAAAUGGAUGUAAAUGUUGUACAAAUUCGAGGUGGUAAUUCCGUCAAUAGUAAAUCAAUUGGCAGUUGGACAGCUGGUUUAGAUUCCCCACUUGUUGCUAAUGAUGAGGAAGCUAUGAAGAACCUAACUGCUGAUACUGUAUAUCGAAUCUUUACGGUUGUGCAAGCACCAUUUAUUAUGAGAGAUGAAACGGCGCCCAAGGGAUACAAGGGCUAUUGUAUUGAUCUUAUCAAUGAAAUUGCCGAUAUUGUACAUUUCGAUUAUACCAUCGAAGAGGUAGAAGAUGGCAAAUUCGGCAACAUGGAUGAAAAAGGUGAAUGGAAUGGCAUCGUAAAGAAACUGAUAGACAAAAAAGCCGAUAUUGGUCUGGGAUCAAUGUCUGUGAUGGCUGAACGUGAAAUAGUCAUCGAUUUUACGGUACCCUAUUAUGAUUUAGUUGGUAUCACUAUUAUGAUGCAGAGACCAAGUACACCUAGCUCGUUGUUCAAAUUCUUAACUGUGUUGGAGACAAAUGUCUGGCUAUGUAUCCUGGCCGCAUACUUCUUUACCAGUUUUCUUAUGUGGGUCUUUGAUCGCUGGAGCCCGUACAGCUAUCAGAAUAAUCGAGAGAAAUACAAAGACGACGAUGAAAAAAGGGAAUUUAAUCUGAAGGAAUGCCUGUGGUUCUGUAUGACUUCUUUGACACCUCAAGGUGGUGGCGAAGCACCGAAAAAUCUUUCUGGACGUUUAGUGGCCGCCACAUGGUGGUUGUUUGGCUUCAUUAUCAUUGCUUCAUACACUGCCAAUUUGGCUGCUUUUCUGACAGUGUCACGUUUGGAUACACCCGUGGAAUCAUUGGAUGAUCUUGCCAAACAAUAUAAAAUAUUGUAUGCCCCACUAAAUGGUUCAUCGGCAAUGGUCUAUUUUGAGCGAAUGGCAAAUAUUGAACAAAUGUUCUAUGAAAUUUGGAAAGAUCUGUCACUCAAUGAUUCGCUAUCGCCCUUGGAAAGAUCACGCCUAGCUGUAUGGGAUUAUCCGGUUAGUGACAAAUAUACGAAAAUGUGGCAAGCCAUGCAAGAGGCACAAUUACCGGCCACACUAGAUGAGGCGGUUCGAAGAGUUCGUAAUUCAACCACAGCAACUGGAUUUGCAUUCUUGGGAGAUGCUACAGACAUACGUUAUCUUGUAAUGACUAACUGUGACCUUCAAGUGGUGGGAGAAGAAUUUUCACGUAAGCCCUAUGCCAUAGCAGUGCAGCAGGGUUCCCAUCUAAAGGAUCAGUUUAAUAAUGCAAUUUUGACUCUACUCAACAAACGACAAUUGGAAAAGCUCAAAGAGAAAUGGUGGAAAAAUGAUGAAGCUCAAGCCAAGUGUGACAAACCGGAAGACCAAUCCGAUGGUAUUUCAAUUGAGAAUAUUGGUGGUGUAUUUAUUGUGAUUUUCGUUGGCAUUGGAAUGGCUUGUAUUACACUGGUCUUUGAAUACUGGUGGUACAAGUAUCGUAAAAAUCCCCGUAUUAUUGAUGUUGCUGAGGCGGCAUCGACACCACCUGGAAAAGAUGUGAAAUUAGCCGAAGGCAUUAUACUGGGUCAAACCGGCAAGGAAUAUGAAAAGGCAAAUGCCGCUUUGCGUCCCCGUUUUAAUCAAUAUCCCCAUAAUUUUAAACCUAGAUUCUAAAUGUGUAAAAUGACAUUCU